Molecule: messenger RNA, 1818 nt
Organism: Rotaria sp. Silwood1
Lineage: Eukaryota; Metazoa; Rotifera; Eurotatoria; Philodinida; Philodinidae
Source: the annotation of a GenBank genome assembly
AUGGAACGUUAUAAAGCAUCAAGUCAAGUAUCUAUUGAUAAAAGAUCCAACGCUACUAAAGACAGUAGUAUUCUAUCAGUUAAUAAACAUAAUCAAGCACAAAAUGAAAUUGAUAAUCUUAUUGAACAUGGAAUUCUUGAAUCAAUAUAUAAAUAUGAUUCCAAACUUGAUUUUAUUUAUGCACCAAUUAUUAGUCUUGAUCAAGUUAUUAAACAAACUCGUCGACAAACAUGUGGACUUAUUUGGAAUUCAAUUCGAUCACCAAUGAUAAGUAAAUUAGUAUAUGAUGGUCAUUAUUGUGGUUUUGUAGAAAUUCUUCAAACACCAAAAGAAUGGUCACGUUAUGAUACGGAUCUUCUUUUGCUUAAAGUUCGACAUAAGAAUUUUCUUAAUGGACUUGCUCUACGCGAUGAAUUUGUUCGUGUACUUAAAAUUAUUCUCAAACGUGAUUUUAAUGAAGAAAUAAAUACUGAAAAAAAAUAUUCUUAUGAAUUAAAAGAUGUUGAUUUUACACGAAAUAUGAUACAAUUAGUAUUUAAUAAUCGUUAUGAAUCUGAAUUAACUCUUAUUAUAUCUUUAAUACUUUUAGUUGAAUUUGAUAUAUCUUGUAUAGAUUUUUUUCAUGAUACAUAUACAUCACUUUGUAAUCAUAAUGAUUUUAAUGAUUAUUUAAAAUAUCAUCCAGAUGUAAAUCGUACACGUUUAACACCAUAUAAUUCAAUAAAAUUUCUAUUUGAUUACAGUUUAAUGGAAGCAAAUUUAUGUGAAUAUUUAUUACAAAAAUCAAGUCCAUUAUCAUCAAUGUUAACAGGUUUUUUAAAAUUACGAAAAGAAUGGUUAAAAUAUGUUCAACGUGCAUCAAAAUAUGCAUCAGAUACAAUUAAAAUGCAAAUACAUUCAGAAAAACAUCGUCAAUCAACAUGUUCAGUUAAUUCAAUACGAUCAGGAACAUCAAAUACAUCAACAAUGCAUAAAAUUACACAAAAUAAAAUUCCAUUAUCAACAGAAAUUGAAGUAGCAUUUGAAUUUCUAUUUUCUAUAUCAUUACUUCGUCUUUUAUUUAUAACUGUUUGUACAAAAUAUAAACAAUUUGGUGCAUCAUAUGAAAAUGAUAUAGCAUAUGCUAUUGAAAAAGCUUUACAAUUAUUUGGUGAUGCUUUAGAAAAUAAUUAUCUUGAACAUCCAUUUCUUAAAAAUGUGAAUUUUUUACCAGAUUGUUUAUUAACACAUGAAAUAAGUGCAUCAUCCGCUCUUCUUUGCCGGCCUCCAAUGACCGAGAGUUAUUUAACUACAGAUAUUAUUGUUAUUAUUGUUCUAGUCGUCGUAUUAAUUUUAAUUGGUGCAUGUGCUUUUUUUACACAUUUUUAUUGGACAAAAAUUGGUGUUGCUGAAAUAUGGAAUACAGCAAAAUGGAGUUCAAUGCGUAGUUCAUUUUAUAAUACAAUGCGUCGUUUUAGUGCAGCAAGUACUAAUAAAUUUAGUUCUGAGCGACCAUUUUCUGCCGAAUCCGCUUAUUCGGAUGAUCCAGAUGGUAGUGCACUUCCAGCUCCAUUACGAAAUAAAAAAUCAAAUCUUGCUAAUCCUUCAAAUAUUCAAUCAUCUUCAACAUUACCCACUCAACCAAAAUCUAAUAAUAUACGUCAAGCAUCAAGUAAUCAAGUACAGCCGGUUUCUGUUGUAUCAUAUAAUAAAUCCGGAAGAACCAAUUACGCAACUAAAAUAGGACAAUCUCCCGAAAAUACAAAAAUUCAUAAUAUUCACGAAGACGAUGAUAGACAUCGUGAUGGAUCUGUUGUUAUUGAAACAAAUCGUUUUUAA